Messenger RNA from Acomys russatus (golden spiny mouse), 774 nucleotides. RefSeq names its product transmembrane protein 154 (gene Tmem154). The record is from RefSeq and is a predicted model, not a curated record. The coding region runs from base 1 to 528 and encodes 175 amino acids. Lineage: Eukaryota; Metazoa; Chordata; Mammalia; Rodentia; Muridae. The transcript is spliced from 7 exons.
AUGGGAAAGCCAGCCUCGUCUCCAUGGCAAACUUGGUCUCAUUCAUGUUUAGGAAGCGAGGAGGAGGAUUCCGAACACUCAGGAUACAGCCCCACAGAACCAACCGAUGAAGAGACGACAAGUGCUUUGGCUGAGGUGACCACAGAAGUGUUGGCUGCACACACGAACUCUACCUAUACCGAUGAGACCCCAAACCAGCUGGAGUUUGUACUGAUGGUGGCGAUCCCUGUGACUGCGCUGGUCAUCUUUCUGUCAGUCAUCCUCCUCAUAACCUACUUUAAAAUCAAGAGACCUAAACAAGAGCCUUCUAGCCAAGGAUCUCAAAGCGCCUUGCAGACAUAUGAACCAGGAGGUGGAAACAUGAAAGUCCCUAUUUUUGAAGAGGACACACCCUCUGUUAUGGAAAUUGAGAUGGAAGAGCUGGAUAAAUGGAUGAGCAGCAUGAGCAGGAACGCCGACUACGAGUGUUUACCUACUUUGAAGGAAGAAAAGGAGCCAGCGCUCAGCCCAAGUGACAGUGAAUCCUGAGUCUGAGUGGCGUUGACAGUUUCCCAGAGAGCACUCCCUGUGGGCACCUGCUGGGCCUGCCAAGGGAGGAAGAAGAGGACACAAGUUUAAUUCACUUCAAAUCAGUGUAGACACAAGGACUUUUUGGUGUUUCUUCUACCGCCCCCUCUUCAGAUGCUGGCAUCCCCCUGUCUGGGAAGAAUGAGGGACCAAAGUCUUGGAAAGACCUGGCUGCCCACCAGCCAUGGUGGGAGAAGGUGUCCCGUG